GCCUACAAACUGUGCCCACAACGAACUGUCGCCAAGUGAAUCCUUGUAACCAUUUCUUAUUUGUGACAAACUAAAUACAUUUCACCACAUCCUAACUGGAACGAAAUAAUCGGAAAUAUUAAAAGCUAGUUCGAGUUGGUUCGUUUUUAUUAUUGGUAACAAUAUAACCAAAAUGGUGAUUAGCGAUGGACCUGAUCCCGAAAGUAUGGGCUGCGGGUAUAACAUGUUCAUAGAAAUAGAUGAAGUUAUUGCACUUGUCAAAAUGUUGAAGAAUCCCGAUUUGACAACAUCACUGAUCGAAAGGAAUCAGGAUCGUUUCACCUUUAUUUUAACGCAGUACCAGGAUCAACCACACUUGCUGGAUCCAUAUUUGGAUGAUAUUCUUAGUUCAAUGCUGGCAAUUGUGCGGGAUGAGAGUGUUUUGGACAGCGCAAAGCAUAACGUAUUCAAAUAUAUGUUUGUCAUUAUGUCAGUGAAAACCUAUAAGAAAGUUGCCUCGCAUCUUCCUCACGAGGUAAUGGAUCUCGUACCUGUUCUUCGAAUGCUAGAAAAACAAGACCCAAAUGAUGUGCUCACAUGGGAGACACGUUAUGUCCUUCUUGUUUGGUUAUCGAUCAUCUCUAAGAUACCUUUUCCUUUGUCUCGUUUGGAAAUUUCGGCUAAUGUUGAACCUGAAGAAACAAUUACAAACAGGAUAAUAAAGCUGUGCAAAUUGUAUUGCCUAUCAAAAGAUACCUGUUCUGUUGCUGCGGUAUUCCUGAUCGCUAAUUUUCUGAAUCGUUCGGACAUCAAAAAAUUAUAUCUGGAAGAGAUUAUUAUGUGGUGUUCCCAGAAUUUAGAAAUGGAGUCUGCUAUCCAUAGUGCAUUAGCCAUACUUUCCUCUAUUUUAAAACACUGUGCCCGCGAAGAUCUCAAACCAUACGCACUAGUGCUGUUGGACAAAGUCAUGACAAUGAAAUUAAAUGAAAAUUCAGAUUCACUCGUUCGAAAGUUUGCACUUAAAGUGAUACAGCGAAUCGGUUUUGUUCUGCUACGAGCAAAAGUGGCUGAUUGGCGAUAUCAGAGGGCAAGCAACCCAAUAAGUUUGUUAUCCGAGCAAAGAAAACAUACAAGAAUCAGUAGCGUCGGAGAUACAAAAGAAACAUCGCCCCAGGACAUCGAAGAUGAUAUCCCUCCGGCUACAGAAGAGAUUAUUGAGCAGCUUAUACAAGGUCUUCGUGACAAAGUCAUUACUAUCAGGUGGUCUGCAGCUAAAGGUAUUGGGCGAGUGACAGCCCGACUACCGAUAGAUUUAGCCGAUGAAGUCGUAGGGUUUGUGUUGAAUCUAUUUUCUGGUCGCGAAUCGGAUUCAGCAUGGCAUGGCGGUUGCCUGGCAUUGGCCGAAUUGGGGCGAAGAGGAUUGUUAUUACCUCAUAGAUUGGGGGAUGUAAUUCCCCUUGUUUUACAAGCACUGAUAUUUGACGAGCCACGGGCAUAUGGUUCUGUGGGAUCGAUAAUAAGAGAUGCUGCAUGUUACGUUUGCUGGUCUUUUGCAAGAGCUUUUGAAUCUGAAGUAUUACAGCCUUACGUCAAUCAGAUCGCUGCAACACUACUCAUCGUGGCUGUUUUCGAUAGGGAGAUAAACUGUCGUAGAGCUGCUUCGGCUGCAUUUCAAGAAAAUGUUGGUAGACAGGGUAACUUCCCACAUGGAAUAGAUAUUCUCACUGUCACUGAUUACUUUGAAGUAGGUGUACGGAGUAAUGCUUAUCUGAAAAUCAGCGGCCAUAUAGCCCAAUACGAAGAAUACACGAAGUCUUUGAUCGACCAUUUACUUACAAGAAAAGUCACACACUGGGAUUCUGCGAUUCGGGAACUUUCAGCUAAGGCCCUCUGCAAUUUAACUCCCAGGGAUCUUCGCUACAUGGUUGAAACAGUAUUACCAAACCUCCUUGAAUUGCUGAACUCUAUUGACUUGAAUACUCGCCAUGGAUCAGUUUUGGCUGUUGCUGAAAUUUUGGAAUCAUUACAUGUCAAUUCUGAUGACGAAAUCAAAAAUAUUAUCGGUAAACCAGCUGUCGAUCAGAUAAGUAAUAUUGUGAGAAUCUUCAGAAGUCGUGGACAAUUUAAGGGUUUGGGAGGAGAGUUGAUGAAGCAGGCAUGUGCGGUGCUAAUACGAAAAUGCGCCCGUGUUCGUUUUCCGGUUCAUUCAACCGAUGUUAUUGAUGACUGGCAAAGUUUAUUGGAAGAAUGUUUGAACCACGAGGUAGCUGGCAUAAGAUUGAAAGCAGCAGAAACGCACUCCGAUUUUUUCACUGAAUAUUAUACACCCGCUCACAUCAGUAAUGACGCUCGAAAGAUAAUAGUCGACCGGUACUUAAAUAAUUUGACUUCCAACAAUCGGAUUAACAGAAUGGGAUUUGCUCAAGCCAUAGGAUAUUUUCCAUUAUUCAUAUUGCGAGAAAGAGCCAAGGACAUGAUACAAGCAUUAGUCAAAUGCACGCACAUCUCAGAGCAGACUUUAAAGUGGGCAGAAAGUCGAAGAGAAGCUUUUCAUUCCCUCACAAUGGUUUGCCAAACUCUGGGAGUUGAAGAAUCAAAUACAUGGGAGCCAUACGCCCAAGAUUUAUACGACUGUUAUUUACUUGCUCUUGGCGAGUACACGAUAGAUAGCCGUGGUGAUAUUGGGGCCUGGGUCCGAGAGGCUGCUAUGACCGGUCUCCAGCUCUUAACGAAUCUGGUUUCACAUGCAAAACUGACGUCGAUUUUAAAUGAAAAAGUGAUGGCUCGUGUGAUAGGUGGUGUUGCCCAACAAGCUGUUGAAAGAAUCGACAGAAUUCGCGCACAAUCCGGCGCUGUGUUUAGCGGUCUUAUACAUAGUGAUACGGAACUUCCAAAUAUUCCAUACCACAACAAAUUGCGAGAACUGUUUCCACUGACCGAAUGCAAGGAUAAUAUAGAUUGGAAGAUGGAAUCGAUGACUUUUCCACGCUUUAUCAGAAUGCUUUCAUUCCCGCCUUACACAGUACCUUUGCUCCGUGGAAUAAUUUACAGUGUAGGUGGAUUGAGCGAGUCAUUGGUGAAACACUCGAGCAUGUCCUUUUUUUCUUACUUGAAAGAGAUUGAUCAAGUGACUGCGCAUAGAUUAUGUGAUCAGGUUUUGGAUAUUUUUGAAGAAAGCCACAAGAAUGAAAGGAUGAUAACUUCUCUUCUGGCAUUUAUGGUUCGUUUGAUAAGUUCUGGUUGUAUUCAAUUCAUUUUGGAUGAUCCAGAAAGUGGCUUUCCACGCCGGCUCUUGAUACUGCUUAAGAAAGAAAUCAAGUGUAUAAACAACACAAAACUUCUCAUUAGUAGCAUCGCAGUUUUUUGCCAGUUACUACAGGUGCAAAGCGAUGUGAACAAACAAGCAUUCGGUCAAUUGAGUAUAUUCUUAUGCAAUAAAUAUAUGUGCGUAAGAAAAAUAACAGCAGUACGCACAUACGAGGCGCUGACUCUUUAUGGAGAAGAUAUGUAUCUCCCAGAGGAGGAUCUUACGAGUAUAUUGAAUACACUCAACACGACCGAUUGGGAGCAACCUGUGGCGAUACUUCGCCCAAUCAGAAACCACCUGUGUGAAUUGAUGAAAGUUUCACCUCCUGUCACAAUAAAGAAACCUUGAAAAUUGUCAUGACGUUACACAAUUAAUAACAACGAUGCUUCUGUCGAACAUUUUUUAUAAUUGUAUUCUUCGAAUUUGCCAUUCACUCAACUUGUUAUAAAUAAACGCAGUGAAUAAAUUUUGAAA
This is a messenger RNA of Athalia rosae (coleseed sawfly), 3760 nucleotides long. It is a transcript of the gene TBCD, whose product is annotated as tubulin-specific chaperone D. Gene Ontology annotation, molecular function: GTPase activator activity; beta-tubulin binding. Gene Ontology annotation, cellular component: lateral plasma membrane. The transcript is spliced from 18 exons. The record is from RefSeq and is a predicted model, not a curated record. The coding region runs from base 173 to 3634 and encodes 1153 amino acids. Gene Ontology annotation, biological process: post-chaperonin tubulin folding pathway; tubulin complex assembly; microtubule cytoskeleton organization. Lineage: Eukaryota; Metazoa; Arthropoda; Insecta; Hymenoptera; Athaliidae.